AUGACUAAAUUUGUGGCUAUUGUUCUACAAAUUAUAUUAUUACGUGCACUCUGCUCAUGUUUGGAGGUUCAAACAGAGAAUGGAGACAGCAGCUCUGGUGAACCCCUAUUUCUUUCGCCGUACCUCGAGCGUGGCGAUGUGACUGAGGCGCGGCGGCUGGCGCGCGUGGCGCUCUUCCACGACCUGCACGUCGAGAGCUACGCCGGCUUCUUCACCGUCGACAAAACCUACGACUCCAAUCACUUCUUUUGGUACUUGCCCAGCAUGUCAGCUAACAGAAACGAUGACCCCGUUAUUUUGUGGUUGGAAGGGGGUCCUGGCGGUUCAGGUAUGUCCAACGUUUUUAUGGGAAAUGGUCCUGUUGCUCUGAAGAACCACACGUUUAUACGCAAAGAGUACCACUGGGUUCUUAACCACCAUAUGAUCUAUAUAGAUAACCCAGUAGGCUCUAGCUUCAGCUUCACCCAAUACAAGGAUGGUUAUUGCAGAAAUGAAACACAAAUCGCUGAAAAUCUGUACUCCAGCCUGACUCAGUUAUUCCAGCUUUUCCCAGAGCUGCAGCGGAAUGAGUUCUUCAUCGCGGGAGAGUCAUACGGCGGGAAGUAUGUCCCGGCUCUAGGCUACGCUAUUCACAAGAAAAACCCCACAGCGGAAACCAAAAUAAACCUCAAAGGUUUAGCUAUCGGUAAUGGUAUGACCGAUCCUGAAAACCUGUUAAAUUACGGAGAGUUCUUAUAUCAAAUAGGUCUUAUAGAUUUAAACCAGCGAAAAAUAUUUGAAGAAUAUGAAGCUAAGACAGUGAAUUAUAUUAGAAAUGGCCAGUGGAUUGAAGCCUUCAACACUUAUGCCGCUCUUAUUCUUGAAGAUAAUUCCUUAUUUAACAAUUUCACUGGAUUCGCUGAAUACUCUUACUAUAAUUACUUACAUACCGGAUUUAAAGAAAUCGAAUCGAAUGUUUCAGCUGAACUCAAAUUUAUAUUGAAACAAAACGUUUUUCGAAAAGCAAUUCAUGUGGGAAAUCUGAAAUUCCAAAAUGGUUCCUUAUUGCGAGAGAUUUUACAAGCAGACGUAAUGAAGUCAGUUGGUCCGUGGUUAUCUGAACUGUUGGACCAUUAUCAUUGUUUGGUGUACACUGGACAGUUGGACAUUAUAGUCGCUUAUCCUCUGACACUCAACUACUUGCAGAAGCUGAACUUCAGUGGUUCUGAGGAGUACAGGACGGCGAAGCGUUCGAUCUGGCGCGUGGACGGGGAGGUAGCGGGGUACGCCAAGCAGGGGGGGAGGUUGGUGGAGGUGCUGGUCCGGGACGCCGGGCACGCGGUAAUAUGGGACAAGCCCAAGUGGGCAAUGGAUAUGAUCCAGCGUUUCACCCAUAAUGAAAAUCAUUGGGAUAACUAA
Messenger RNA from Cydia splendana, 1398 nucleotides. RefSeq names its product venom serine carboxypeptidase-like. The coding region runs from base 1 to 1398 and encodes 465 amino acids. NCBI's taxonomy places the organism in Eukaryota, Metazoa, Arthropoda, Insecta, Lepidoptera, Tortricidae. The transcript has a single exon. The record is from RefSeq and is a predicted model, not a curated record. Gene Ontology annotation, molecular function: serine-type carboxypeptidase activity. Gene Ontology annotation, biological process: proteolysis.